Molecule: messenger RNA, 1798 nt
Organism: Asparagus officinalis (garden asparagus)
Lineage: Eukaryota; Viridiplantae; Streptophyta; Magnoliopsida; Asparagales; Asparagaceae
Exons: 5
Coding region: 398-1591 (397 amino acids)
Source: RefSeq, a predicted model, not a curated record
GACCUCAAAGAUUUCUUCCCCAAAACUUUUUCCAAAAAAACAAAUCGUAGUUUUUGAUGGAUUACAGAUACAAAUCGUACUCUUCUCCGUCGACGAUCGCCGUUUCUACGCCGUCCGAUUGCAAGAACCUCUCAUCUCAGCCGUCCGAUCUCUCCUUCUCCCUCCGGUCAACGCCCUGGUUACGAGAGCUCUGGGUACCUCUCUUCAAAUAGUAAUCGAAAUUAGAUAAAAUUCUGCUGAUCACACUGAGAUAUUGAGGGCUUCACAAGCUUGAUUUUUCUAUUACUUUCUUCUGGGGAAAUAAGUACUGCGUGCAACUUUUAACACCUUUCAUCCAUCAAGUACAGGAUACAGUUUAUCUUGUUUCCAUCACUGUGAAGUCCUCUAAAAUCAACCCAUGCAGCGUCCAAGAGGUCAAGGUUGGGCUGACUUCGAUCGCAAGCAGCGACACAAGCAAGGCACUGGAACCGAAUACAAUGUGGAUCCUUACCCCUCCAUCUCAGAAACGACAUCUAAUGCUGCUAGACCUUUUUUGAAAACUAAUUAUGUAUCAAUAAAGCCUUUUUCUUCAAUAAUCCACCCUUAUUCAGGAUUUCAACAGGUUGAGGGUGAUUCCAAGACCCAGAUUGUAAAUGACAAUUCUGUCACAAAGCAUCACAUUGAUGAAAUGACGAGAAAAUCUGACGCAACACCGGUUACGAUGCUUAAAGAUAAACAUCCAUGGGCUGAUCAAACUCUAAUUGAGGAUGUUUUAGUAGCCGUAAAUAAUGAUGUAGACCAAACUUCUGUUCUUUUAAAAGAAAUGGUUAUGUCUGAGUCCCAAUUAGAGGACCACAGCCUUUCUGGCCCAACUUCAUCUACAGAGAGUUAUACUUGUGAAAUUAAAAGUAAAUGCUUGACUGAAAGUAGUGUCGUGGAAAAUAAGUUACCAGAUCGGGAUCAUGAGGUGUCAAUGUCCAAAAGCACAUUGUAUGUGCCUGUUGAACCGGAGUGGGAAGAGGACGAUGUUUACUUGAGCCACCGGAAAGAUGCUAUUAGGAUGAUGAGGUUGGCAUCUCAGCAUUCACGUGCUGCUAGUAAUGCCUUUUUGAGAGGCGACCAUGUUUCAGCACAGCAGUAUUCCUCGAGGGCACGCGAUGAGUGGUUGUCUGCUGAAAAAUUGAAUGCUAAUGCUGCCAAAAAAAUACUAUCCAUCAGGAACAACCAAAAUGACAUAUGGAAUAUAGAUUUGCAUGGCCUACAUGCCUCUGAAGCUGUAAGCGCAUUGAAGGACCAUCUGCAGAAUAUUGAAGAGAUGCCACCAAGGCGUUCAGCUUCUUCUGAUAAGUUAACAAAGCUGGAAGGUGGUAUUUCACGUUCUGCAUCUUGUGAGUAUGUUGGUGGAAUAGAAGCAAACAGUGAGACGAAGAAAAAGGAAUUACCCCAGCAGAGGCAGAUGAUACUGAAUGUUGUCACAGGCAUGGGCAAUCACAGCAGAGGACAAGCUGCACUACCUUUAGCAAUUAAAAGCUUUCUCAUUGAAAAUGGAUACCGCUUCGAUGAUGCAAGACCUGGUGUGUUUGCUGUUCGUCCAAAGUUUCGCCAUAAGUGAUUCCGGAAAUCAUGUCAUGUAUUUCUUCCACUAUGAUGAUUUUUUCAGUUAAUUUAGGUCUAUCCAUUUUAUUUUCUUGGGUUGCAGUGGUGCAUUGUACUAUGCCCAGUUGUUUAUGUAUUAUGGGGAUGCAGUUACAUUUUCUUCUGUCCUACCAUUUAUGUUAAUUUUUUAGCUGUUCUUUAUGGGAAAUGUACUUUCUUGUGA